AUGUUCGAUCAAGAUCCACCCUUCUUGAAGAUCUUUGCGGGGGUUGGCAAGGUGACUGUGGUCACGAAGGAGGCACCCAAAGAUGAAGCAGUGAUCUUGCACCUGAGCAUUACCGAGAAGACAGACCAGCAGCAGAUCUUUACUUGCCAAGUCUUCACGGAGCAGGGUGCCCUCCUCUGGCGCUUGGAGGAUGUGAUCUUCCGCAAGGUUUUGCCUGAACAAAUCCAGAAAGCUUUGGCCGCCACCAAGGCGAAGGACGCAGUGAGCUACUUUGAGACGUCCUGGAAAGCCUUCGGCGAGCUGGGUGAUGCGGGUGAGGAACAUGGCUUGCUGCCGCUGACGGCAGAGGGCAAAUGGCUCUUCCAGGGGGAGGAUGCCCUCCUGAAGGCCUUGAAGUCUGACCUGGGAGACCAUCAUGGCUUUGUAUCACCAGGCAAAGAGGAGGACCUCAGCGGCUUCGAUCGGGUGAUCUACAUGCCAAGCAAGGAGACUCCCAUGGAGGCCCUUUGUCAGGGCUUGAAGUUGAUUCAGAAGGCUCAGCGUGCAGAUCCGGCACCAGAAGUCUGGUUUGUGCUUCGCGGCACUCAGGCCGUGCGGGCGGAGGAGUUGAAAGGCCAAGCAGUGCCGCUCUUUGCUGGACUUUGGGGCUUGGCCCGUUGCCUUCGCUUGGAGGUCCCAAAUGCCGUGUGUGGCUGCGUGGAUCUGGGACCUUUGCCAAAAGAUGUGAAAGCAACAGAGCUGUUGAAGAGGCUCCAGUCGCUGGAGACCCGGCGACAGGGCAAAGAUGGCCUGGAAGUGGAGCCGGAAGUGCUCAUUGGUGACGGACUGCUGGUCUCACGCUUGGAGGAGACCACUCCCAAGUUUCAAGAGAUCGACUUGGAGAAUUACCGCUUGGAGGAUGGGAGCUACGGUCUCACUGGCGGUACUGGUGGCCUGGGCUUGCUCUUCGGCGCCUUCUUCGCUGAGAAGGGAGCCACACAUCUGGGGCUCAUCUCAAGAAGCGGCAAAGUGGCGCAGGAUCCGGCCUCUCAGAGCACUUACCAGCGUCUCCUGGAUACCAAAGCGCAGAUCUCCUUGAAGGCCUGCGAUAGCGCGCAGGCUGAGGCGGUGACUGCUUGCUUGAAGGAGCUGAACGCUGAGAAACCACUCAAGGGCCUUCUGCACGCCGCUGGCGUGCUGGAUGAUCACCUCAUCAUGGACUUAGAAGCUCAACACUUCACUCCGGUACUGAAUCCCAAAAUUGAUGGCACUCUGAACCUUCACAACGCGCUGAAGAAGCUGGGAUUGGAAGGAGAUGGCAAGGUGAACAUGUUUGCACUCUUCUCCUCGGUUGCAGCCAUGCUGGGCUCGCCUGGACAGGCCAACUACUGCUCUGCCAACACCUUCCUGGAUGCCUUUGCCCUCCACCGCCGCGGGCAAGGCCUGCCAGCUGUAUCAGUGCAGUGGGGCCCCUGGGCAGAAGUGGGUAUGGCCGCACGUGCGGGCACCACUGAGAGUGGCGGCUACUUGCGCCUGGAUCCGGCCGCCAGCUUGCAGGCGAUGGCUGCGAUCCUCUCGUUGCCGGUCAGCUUGGUGGGCGUGGCGCGCCUCAACUGGUCUGCUUUCCUGGCAGCGCAGCCAAAGGUGCCGCCCUUCUUGGAGAAUUUCCAGCAUCACAAGAAGUCCUCAGGCGUUAAGAUGAGUGGCGGUGUGCCCAAGGAUUUGGUCAACUCCACCAUCAUCAAUGUCUUGUGCGAUGUCUUAGGUGAUGCGGAUUUGUCCGACUUCUCAGUACCUUUGAUGGACAUGGGCUUGGACUCUCUCUCUGCUGUGGAGUUCCGGAACCGCGUGCAGGCCUCUUUUGAUGGGCUUCAUUUGGCGUCCACUGUCAUGUUCGACUACCCCACCGUGGCCGACCUCACCGACUACAUCGUGGCCCAGUUCAGCGAGGGCGAUGAAGAAGCGGACGCGGCGUUGGGUGGCGUGAAAGACCUGGAUGCCAAUGAGCCGUUGGCGGUGAUCGGCAUGGCUGCACGCUUCCCCGGAUGCCAUGGGAAUGGAUCCAACGAGUAUUGGGCCAUGAUCUGCGCGGGCAUGGACAUGAUCACUCCUGUGCCAAUUGAAAGAUGGGACAAUGAACUCUAUUACGACCCCGACACCUCAGCGCCCGGGAAAAUGUAUGCGCGCUUUGGCGGCUUCAUCUAUGGUUUAGAGGGCUUCGACAACAAGAUGUUCGGCAUCGCUGAAGCCGAAGCCCAGGCCAUGGACCCACACCAGCGGAUCCUGCUUGAAGCGGCAUAUGAGUCUUUCUGGAAUGGUGGCUUAGACAAGGAGCAGCUUUCCAAUUCCAACACCGGAUGCUAUGUCGGCUGUGCCACGCUGGGCGGGAUCUCUGUGCAGGACAUUGACAUUGGUCCCUUCACGAACAUCGGCUCCUUCCCAUCUGGGAAUUCGGGCCGCGUGUCGCACGCGCUUGGGCUGCGGGGGCCAUGCUUCACAAUCGACACUGCUUGCUCGUCUACCCUGGUGGCCUUGGACUGCGCUGCGCAAGGGAAGCGCUUGGGGAAGUGCGAUCGGAGCGCGGUCGCUGGCAGCAAUUUGCAGUUGUGCCCCAAUACGUGGGUGGGCUUCUGCAAGAUGGGCCUGGCUUUGUCGCCGGAUGGACGCUGUAAGACCUUCGAUGAGUCUGCGAACGGCUUUACCCGUGCAGAUGGCGCUGGCUCCAUCAUUUUGGAGCUGCAGACCGCUGCCGAGAAGAAUGGCAAGCAAGAGCUGGCCAUGGGCCUGGGCGUUUGCGUGAACCAGGACGGCCGUUCAGCCACCAUCACUGCGCCAAGUGGCCCUGCACAGCAGCGCUGUAUCAAUGCGGCCCUGCAGGAGGCCUCGGCGAAGGGCCUGGAGGUUUCGAUGGUUGAAGUGCACGGCACCGGUACCGCACUGGGCGAUCCCAUCGAGGUGGGCGGCAUGAAGAGCACCUUGGGCAAGCAACGGCUGGACGACAAUCCCUUGAUCCUGGCAGCCACCAAGUCUAUCAUCGGCCACACAGAGGGCUCUGCUGGUGUGGCAGGCCUCAUCAAGAUGAUUGCAGAGUUCAAUUAUAGGAUUGUGCCAAAGAACCUUCACUUGAAGAAGAUGAAUCCCAACAUCGACCUCACCGAUUUCCCAGUCAUCAUGCCCAGCAGCAUCAUCGAUUGGAAGGUCACCAGGGCCAUGGCCGGCACCUCCUCCUUUGGCUUCUCAGGUACCAACAGUCACGGCCGCCCGGCAGAGCUCAGAUAA
Molecule: messenger RNA, 3258 nt
Organism: Durusdinium trenchii
Lineage: Eukaryota; Dinophyceae; Suessiales; Symbiodiniaceae
Source: the annotation of a GenBank genome assembly